Penicillium canescens is the source of this 537-nucleotide messenger RNA. RefSeq lists its product as uncharacterized. Lineage: Eukaryota; Fungi; Ascomycota; Eurotiomycetes; Eurotiales; Aspergillaceae. The transcript has 3 exons. The coding region runs from base 1 to 537 and encodes 178 amino acids. The record is from RefSeq and is a predicted model, not a curated record.
AUGUGUCUCUCACUGUCAAGCCUGGACAAAAGACCAUUGUUGUGGGCCGAACAGGGAGCUUCUUGGGCCCAGGCAGGGAUCUACAUUGAUCGACGACAUCAACAUCACCCAUAUAUCACCGAGAAUUGUCCGAAAACCUGGGUUCAUAUUGCAGUGCCACAAGAUGGCUUCAUAAUUCCAACGGCAAGUCUACGCUUCAAUCUAGAUCCUUAUCACACGAGCUCAGACCAAGAAAUGUCCCUGAGCCUCCAAAGGACAGGUCUUUGGGAUAAGAUUCAUUCGCCAUCCGCCGGUUCGGCUGAGAAGGCAGGCAAGCCGAUUGUUAUCUUGGAUGAGGUCAGCUCUUCGUUAGACUCGGAAACAGAGUCUAUUCUGAUUGAUAUCCUUCGAGAUGAGCUCCGAGAUUACACUGUUGUUAUGGUUGCAUAUCGCGUUGCUGGUAUCAUGGGUGCUAUGAGACCUGAGAUUGAUGCAAUUGCCACCAUGCCAGAUGGAGGGCUAUCAAUAUAUAGAAACAAGGCGUAUUUCUGCAAGUAG